Orbilia oligospora ATCC 24927 is the source of this 927-nucleotide messenger RNA. RefSeq lists its product as uncharacterized. The record is from RefSeq and is a predicted model, not a curated record. NCBI's taxonomy places the organism in Eukaryota, Fungi, Ascomycota, Orbiliomycetes, Orbiliales, Orbiliaceae. The coding region runs from base 1 to 927 and encodes 308 amino acids. The transcript is spliced from 2 exons.
AUGCAUCAUUCCACUCUCUUCACGUUCGCGUGUUUCGCCCCCUUCAUUUCGGCCCAUAUGGUGUUUUUUGACGCCUAUGGAGACUAUAAUCCAAAAGUCAAAGGAUGGGCUCUUGGGUACCAUGCCAAUACUCCUCGAGGUAAUAAAUAUUACCAACUCCCUUACCAACAAGAUACUUCUUUAUUCAGCACCCCUGCCAUCCCGAAAGCUGGCAGCCCCAGGGAACGGCUUGUAACAGGCUGUGGCCUGAGUCUUUACUCUAUCAGCCAAGCUGAAACAAGUUAUCAGCCACAAAAAUUUGUUAGUAUUAGUGAUGCGCAGAAAAACACAGAUUUCUUCCAACAUAAAUAUCUACCCUAUAGCCACCCAGAGGGAUACGGUUACAUGGGACCACAUGUUCCUAUUACAAGUGAAAUAAAGAGAUUGGUCGACAAUGGCGCAUUGCCCCAGGCCAUGCAGAAUGGAAAAAUCAAGUUUUCAAGUUUUCAAAUUAAUGCUGAUGGAGCUGGCCUAUACGAAUGCUAUUUAAAUAUUAAAGGCGAUGCAAUGAACUGGACAGCUCCAAAAGCCGCAAUUAGUACGAUUACAAAGACUAUUACCGCAAACAGUAACGUUCAAACAGUUUAUGUUAUCCAUAUCGGCGGACGUCCUAUCCAUACUGACAUACCUGCUACUACUAAGACUAUUUAUCGGGCUGUCGGAAAUGGUGGAAACAGUCAAAAUGUGAAGAUUAUCUAUAUUGUUAUACCUGACGGUACUACAAAGACUAUCACAAAGACCCUUGAUCCUAAGACCAUCGUUAUGACCAAGACAUUGAAGAAAGGUAGACGAAAUGUCAUGACGACCAUCACUACUACUACAGUAGAAGUCCCGGCUCCAACCGACGAGUCCGACGACCCUCCAAAGGAGGUUGAAUACCAGAAAUGA